GACAUGUUCUCCGACCAGGCUGCCCAGAGCGCUCCCACCCUGCUGUCCCCACUGUCGGCCAGCACCCCCACCUUUGCUCGGGUGCCCGUGGUGGGCUACACCAACUGCUCACAGCCCUUCCGGCUGGGGGAGCGCAGCUUCAGCCGUCAGUAUGCCCACAUCUAUGCCACCCGCCUCAUCCAGAUGAGACCCUUCCUGGUGAGCCGGGCUCAGCAGCACUGGGGCAGUGGGGUCAGGGUGAGGAAGCUGUGUGAGCUGCAGCCCGGCGAAGACUGCUGUGUGGUGGGGACCCUCUUCAAGGCCAUGCAGCUCCAGCCUUCCAUCCUGCAGGAAGUCAGCGAGGAGCACAACCUGCUGCCUCAGCCUCCUCGGAACAAAUACAUUCACCCAGACGAUGAGUUGAUCUUGGAAGAUGAACUGCAGCGGAUUAAACUGGAAGGCACUAUCCCCGUGCCAACGCUGGUUACAGGUACCGUCAUGGCUGUGUUUGGUUCCGUGAGAGAAGACGGCAAGUUUCUAGUGCAGGAUCACUGCUUUGCUGACCUAGCUCCUCAGAAGCCGGUGGCACCCCUAGACGCAGACAGGUUUGUGCUGCUGGUGUCUGGCCUGGGUCUCGGUGGAGGUGGUGGCGAGAGCUUGCUGAGCACCCAGCUGCUGGUGGACGUGGUGACGGGGCAGCUGGGGGAUGAAGGGGAGCAGUGUUGCGCUGCCCACAUUGCCCGCGUCAUACUGGCUGGGAAUCUGCUUAGCCAGAACACUCAGAGCAGAGAUUCCAUUAACAAGGCCAAGUACCUCACCAAGAAGACGCAGGCAGCCAGUGUGGAGGCCGUCAAGGUGCUAGACGAGAUCCUCCUGCAGCUGAGUGCUUCAGUACCAGUGGAUGUGAUGCCUGGUGAGUUCGACCCAACCAACUACACGCUGCCCCAGCAGCCCCUGCACCCAUGCAUGUUCCCGCUGGCUAAGGCCUACUCGACACUCCAGCUGGUCACCAACCCCUACCAGGCCACCAUCGAUGGAGUCAGGUUCUUGGGGACGUCGGGACAGAAUGUGAGUGACAUCUAUCGGUACAGCAGCAUGGAGGACCACCUAGAGAUCCUUGAGUGGACCCUGCGGGUCCGUCACAUCAGCCCCACAGCUCCUGACACCCUAGGCUGCUACCCCUUCUACCAAACUGACCCCUUCAUCUUUCCGGAAUGUCCUCAUGUCUACUUCUGUGGCAACACCCCCAGCUUCGGCUCCAAAGUCAUCCAAGGACCCGAGGACCAGACCGUGCUCUUGGUGGCUGUCCCUGAUUUCAGUGCCACACAGACUGCCUGCCUCGUGAACCUACGCAGCCUGACCUGUCAGCCCAUCAGCUUCUCGGGCUUUGGGGCAGAGGAUGAGGAGGACCUGGGAGGCCCAGAUCUGUGA
Molecule: messenger RNA, 1410 nt
Organism: Chrysochloris asiatica (Cape golden mole)
Lineage: Eukaryota; Metazoa; Chordata; Mammalia; Afrosoricida; Chrysochloridae
Gene: POLD2
Product: polymerase (DNA directed), delta 2, accessory subunit
Exons: 10
Coding region: 4-1410 (468 amino acids)
Biological process (GO): DNA replication; DNA strand elongation involved in DNA replication
Cellular component (GO): delta DNA polymerase complex
Molecular function (GO): DNA binding
Source: RefSeq, a predicted model, not a curated record